Messenger RNA from Dermacentor silvarum, 621 nucleotides. RefSeq lists its product as uncharacterized. The transcript has a single exon. The record is from RefSeq and is a predicted model, not a curated record. NCBI's taxonomy places the organism in Eukaryota, Metazoa, Arthropoda, Arachnida, Ixodida, Ixodidae. Bases 1 to 621 code for a protein of 206 amino acids.
AUGACGGGUGAAGUCAUUCGAUGCAAGAGGAAUGAGACACUGAUUGCUAUGAUCUCCAAGCUAGGGAGGACGUUUCAAGGCAACGCCAACUGCAUGGCAUCAGAUAUAACAGCUUCGCGGAUCAUGGUCUGCGUACUGAAGACGAGUGUACAAGAGAGCGGCAAAUUCCUCCGCUCAUUUUGGGAACUCGAGAGCGUGGGAAUAUCAGACACCGUUGAUAAUGAGAGCAGGCUCAGUCCACUAUUGAUGAAAUUCGAAGAAACCAUCACUCUUAGGAACGGAAGAUACGAAGUGAUGUUGCCCUGGAAGGAAGAGGUCGAGCUCUCGGACAACAAGCAAGUUGCAAUAACAAGACUUUGGAAACUCAUCACCCGACUGUCGAGCAAGAAAGGACUUUUGGAGACGUAUGACAAUACCAUACGGGAGUACCUGCGGGCUGGAUAUGCGGAGAUUGUUGAAGGGCCACCCCUGGAUCCGACAAAGGUUUAUUACAUGCCGCACAGGGAAGUGAUUCGAGAGCACGCAACAAUCACAAAAGUCAGAAUACUUUUUGACGCUUCUUUGCACGCCAAAGGGUGCUUCUCAGUAAAUGAAUGCCUCGAAAAGGGUGACAACCUGUAG